CAAAGAUUAUCGAUUGGUAAAACUAUCGGCACACAUUUAUCACGAAGUUCCAUCAAGAGGGUGCACUGCUUAUCGAUACUUCAGUCUCUUGGCCACCACUACGCUCGACCUAUUUUUCAGAGGGGCAGCUUAAAGAAAAAAGCAAUAUUUUGCGAAAAAACUGCCAUAACCAUUCCAUACGCACCAAUUUAAAGGAGGAAAGGAUAAAAUCUAUGCUAGGCACUGGAAUAGCGGGGAGAGCGACCAUCACAGCAUAAGCAAAUGUGCGCAAAAUGAAAGUAACAAUCAAGUCAUGGACGGGAGUUGCAACUUGGCGUUGGAUAGCGAAUGACGAGAACUGCGGUAUCUGUCGCAUGUCCUUCGAGAGCACCUGCCCGGAGUGCGCGCUGCCCGGUGACGACUGCCCACUCGUGUGGGGUGUCUGCUCGCAUUGCUUUCACAUGCAUUGCAUUGUCAAGUGGCUCAACCUGCAACCGUUGAAUAAACAGUGUCCCAUGUGCCGCCAGAGCUGGAAGUUCAACAUACACUAA
Messenger RNA from Drosophila bipectinata, 530 nucleotides. RefSeq names its product lemming A (gene lmgA). Lineage: Eukaryota; Metazoa; Arthropoda; Insecta; Diptera; Drosophilidae. The record is from RefSeq and is a predicted model, not a curated record. Gene Ontology annotation, cellular component: nucleus; anaphase-promoting complex. Gene Ontology annotation, molecular function: cullin family protein binding; ubiquitin protein ligase activity; zinc ion binding. Gene Ontology annotation, biological process: positive regulation of mitotic metaphase/anaphase transition; anaphase-promoting complex-dependent catabolic process; protein ubiquitination.